AUGUCAUUUUCAAGCAUUCUAUUAUACAUCUUUAUUCUUGUGCUUGCGACAAUAUGGAUAUACUCGUUCGUUUACAAUAGGAAUCUUCUACAGCGAUAUUCAACUUCUUUAAAUGUACCUAUAAGCCAGAUAAAUGAGUACAUCGACAUAAACUUACUGAAACCAUACCAGUUGCAAUUGAUUGAAGUGAACGUUUUGGAUGAUGAAGCGGAAGCAGGAGGAGGAGCAGGUGGUGGUGGUGGUGGUGGUGGUAGUCGUCGCUUGGCAAGAGAGAUUAAUAAGUCAAGAAUUGGUAGUGAUUUGGAGCGCUCGAGAGACUUGGUAACAGGAGUCCUCUUUAGCACAACAGUUUCGUUUAGUGUUGGCUUGAUUAUACUAAUGAUGUGUGAAUUGGGAGACUAUUUCACUGUGAACACAAGAGCAAGUUUAUUCAAGUUGACAAUUGAUAUAUUGAUGAUUUUGUUGGCGUUAAUAUUGCCAUUUUGCAGUAUAAGCUUGUUAAUAAAUAACGAUGUACUACCUGUGAAAUCAAAUAGUGUUAGGGUCUUUGCCACUUUUUGCGUAUACGCUGCAUGGUUUUUGGUCUUGCAUAAAUGUGGCGAUUUGACUCAAGAUUUCUAUCCGCGAUCCAAUAAUUCAACCACAAAUACUAGGAACUUGAUCGAAAGGAAAAUCAAUGAGGUCUCAAUUGUGGGAAUAACUAUUUUAGCAGUGUUGUCUGGGGUAGGUUCGAUUUCAACUCCUCAACGCGUAUUUUCUUACAAGGGUCUUUUAAGUAAACUUAGACCCGGAGCAUUACAAACUAUAUUAACAACUUUAACUUCAACAAGGGCGACAACAACAACAAACUCUUCGCCAGAAAUCGGGGUGCAUGAUAUCAACCUGACAAUUCAAAACUUCAACAACACAACCAUUUUGAUAUCUAAACGCAAAAGAGAACUUGAGAAGUUACAGAGUGCUUCUGGAGGUACCAUAUACAAUCUCCCCAAUUCGGCGAGUUCAACUGAAAACGUUUUGAUUGAUAAAUCUCUGACGAAAAAGAAAUUGGGCUCGCUUAUUCACAAAGUGCAAUCCUUUGCCAAUUUGCCUAUGCAUGGGUAUUCCGAGGAACAAGAAUUAGAAAAGGAGAUUAAGUCUUUGUACAGCUUGAAAAAAUCACUAUAUAGUGAUGUGUUAAUCACUGUGAACAAAUUUACCAAGCAGGCACACAAGAAUAUGCAUAAGAAACUUUUAUUGGACAACUUAAUGUACUGGGGAAACAUUGUUUUAGCGUUUUAUUGUAUUUACAGAAUCUUCAAUGUCUUUUUUGUCAAACUACCGUUACUGUACAUUUAUGGGCCGCCCAUAUAUGAUGACGGAGUACACUCAGAAGUUAUUGAUUCCAAACAAGAAGCGCCGUCGUCAAAAGACGCAUUGGCAAUAUCUAUAUCGAAAAUAAUACUCACAAUAUUUGGAAACAUCCCCAUUUCAGAGUUGCAAUUGGUCAACCAGCUAAGUUUCAUUUUAUCAGGAAGUUUGUUUUGCUGCUCAUUUACAAACGUUUUGACCACACUCAAAUCGUUUAGCCAACUACUACCCUUGAACAUGAAUGAGUCACAAGUAGCCAAAACCUGGUUGAAGUAUUUGUUGGUUGCAGAACUACUAGGUGUCUAUGUUUUGGCAACUGCUUUAUUAAUACGCACAAAUUUACCAGAAAACCUAUCCAACCAGAUAUCUAAAAUGUUAUCGCUUUCAGGAAGCUCAUCUACAAACGCACGAUCCUCUAUCAAGGAAGUAAUGUUUAUUGAUACAUGGUUCGACAAGGUCUUUGCCAUAUCGUGCUUGUUUACAGGCAUCUUUAUAGGGAUAAGAAGGUUUACAAAGGAAGAUGAUGCAUUGGGGCCUAGUGGGUCUCUGGAGUUUUAUGAUGAAGAACUGCUUCUAGAAGGCGACAACUAUAAACAAGCAUAG
Lodderomyces oxycetoniae is the source of this 1950-nucleotide messenger RNA. RefSeq lists its product as uncharacterized. The coding region runs from base 1 to 1950 and encodes 649 amino acids. The transcript has a single exon. The record is from RefSeq and is a predicted model, not a curated record. Lineage: Eukaryota; Fungi; Ascomycota; Pichiomycetes; Serinales; Debaryomycetaceae. Gene Ontology annotation, cellular component: membrane.